AUGAAGUCACUUCACCCAUUUGAGGGCGUAGCUUGCAAUUCAGAGUACCUUAGUGAAAAAAUCCGUUGCUCUUUUUCCAGUAAGCCACCAUGGUGAAGAUCCUGCAGGCCUACAACUUCGCCAGGCAACAGACCUACGCGCUGAAUGGCGACAUCCUGGCGGGCAGUCUGAUCGGCAAUAACCGGAUAGCUAUCAGCAGUGCGGAGCAGUUCAUUGAGAUCUACGACAUAGGGGGUAAGCAGCCUCAGUUGGAGGAAACCAGGGGAGCGCCGUCCGAUGAGGGGCAACAUAACGAGGCUGGCGGAGAUUCGUCCACCAGCGGAGGUGACGAGCGAACGCCGAGCAGGAACACUCUGGCCACGGUGGGAGAGGUAGUGCAACUGAUUUACUGUGAGGCUGGCAAAUACCUGCUCACCCUGGAGAAGGAGCAGGCGGGCAGUCCAGUGCACUCCUCCUCCACCAUCAGCUGCACAUCGAGCAGCAACAGCAACACGGUCUGCUCCGAGGAUGACACCAAGAUGUUCGUGCGCAUCUACGCCAACUUUUGGAAGUUCCCUGACAGCCGGCUUAACGAGCUACCCAUUACAAUCCGGAUUGCUUCGAUGACCACGCCCAAGACGCCGCUGGUUGAGAGCAUCGAUGUGAUCGAGCUGCCGCUGCGCAGUCCGCCGGAGCUCGUGCAGUGUUGUCAGACCUCCGGCAACAUUAUCGUGAGCAGCCGCGACAGGAUCUACCUGUACGAGUACACGCAGUGUGUCCACGAAAACACCCAGCCCAGGUUCGCCUUCAUCGACUUCCUGCCCUUCAAGUUCUUUGUGCAGCUGAACUUCGUUCCGGUGCGCCUGUGCCUCGCCGAGAACGUGAUAGCCUGCCUCAGCCAUCGCUACUGCGUGGCUUUCAAGGUGGUGGACGCACUGGCAAACCGGGCCAGUGCAGGGCAGGACGUGAGCUGCCUGGACAACGACUACGGGGGCGGAGAUGAGCCGCUCUCGGAGUCGCUGAGCCUAGGCAGUAAGGCUAGUGUCAGUGGCGGCGGCGGAGGUGUGGUCAGCUCCAGCCACAGCCAGCAGAGCUGCGAGAGUGACUCUCUGCAGUCGACGAGCAGUGGAAAACCGCCGGUGGCGAUGAACGGAGCCUUGCCCGGACGGUCUCCCCUGGACUUCAACGUGGCCAAGAUGGUUAACAACGCCUACGGAAAGGAAUUUGAGCCGGAACUGCGCUCCCAGUGGGAUGACAGCGAGUUCGGAGGAGGACGGGGUCAGGAUGAGAACCAGGAUAUUACCAUCGGCCCCCAGCGAGCCCAGGACAUUAAAAUCAAGCUCGUCAACGAGGCCAAGGCCAUGAAUGUGAGGGGCAUCGCCGGGGGCAGCCACCAGGAUGACGCCUCGGUGCAGUAUGAUGUGCGUAAGCUGCUUCAAAUCUGCAUGAAGACUUCUGAGAACCAGCCGCGGGUUUUGGACAUUCUCCGCUGCAUGGACCUCAAGGCCAUAUACCAAAGAAGCAGCCAGGGAGUUGACCAGGAGGACGACGAGUACGACAUGGGCAACCAACAGGUGCCGAGUGCGGUGACCACCUUUAAGCACGUCAACCGAAGGACACUGAAGUCUUCGCAGCACCAGAGGUGCAUGGGCCACGCCCUCUUGGUGGCCAGCAGUGUGGACGGCUUCUUGUACCAGUUCUCCGCCCAAGGGAAGUGGUACAGCGAGAACGAGAAACCGGUGGCCAGCUACAGCUUCACGGCUCCGGUAAUCCAGGUGCACAUCAACGACUACGUGGUGUACGCGGUGACUUCCGAGUCCGUAGAAACGCACACCUCGCGCAUCGGGCACAAGCUCUUUCACAAUCGCUUCGAGUACCCCUCGAUCGGCGGUCUGUUCCCGGAGGAAUCCGCCCCGGAUGUGAGCUCUCCAAUCGCCGUCGUGGGCUUGGCCGCGUUCAUGCACGUUCAGUUUGUGUGCGUGAACCGGGAGCAACUGGUGCUGAUCACGAACGCUGCUCUGGAGCUACACAAGCGGCGCAGCACCGGCGAGGUGCCCAGCGGUCAAGUGGUUGCUGUCAAGAGAAACAUUGCCGCACGCCUGCUGGCCGAGGCCAAGGCCAAGCACAGUAGCCUGUUGAGGAGCAACAGCGCAGCCCAAUCCUCGACGGUGCCCAACGAAUGGACUCUGUACAACCUGGAGAUUCCUCGCGUGGAGAGCGUCAUCGAGGACCUUGAGGCCAUAGCGGAGUCGUACCGCAGUGCGAGUAGCUGCAAUUUCUACGAUCUCAUGGAGGAAGCGCACGUCAUGCUGCGGCUGAGCCUAACUUUGCAGGGCGAUCGUUUGGGAGCGGAGCGGGAGCAGCUGCUUCGGAAAAUGUUCGCGACGAACUGCAGAAAGCUGGCCGACUUUUCCAUACGUUCCAGUAAACAGGAGGUUUAUCUCCAGGCCACGGGAUUUUACAGAAUGUGCCAGCUGCAUCUGGUAGAUAUCUUCAAUAACUACAUAGAGAACUUUAUGAAUGGUGGUGAGAGCGCGGAUACCACUGAGCUCGCGGGACUGAUAUACACGGUUAAGUUGUUUUUGCUCAGCCUGGGGACAGAUCGCUUGAAGUCAGCCUUUUUGAACCAAACGGUUCGUCCAUACUUCACGCCGGCUCGCGUGAUUCAGCAGGGCUACAAGCAGGUUCCACUCUCGCUGGAGUUCCUCAACAUGUUCAUAAAACACUCCCCGGUGGAUAUUCCGCAGAUAAUGCUAAUAUCUCCAGUGGUGGCCGACUCAAUGAGUGGGGAGCUGAUCAACUACCUAAAGUAUUUGGACAAGCUUUCCUCUGACGAAAACCUGUUGCUUGCUGUGACCGCCUGCCGCAUGUCCAACUAUCUGCUGGCUCAGGAGAUCAUUGCGAAGUCCACAAGACGCAGCCUGGCCACCGCAUUGAUCCGGCAUAAGAACGUUCUGUUUGACGACAGCACUGUGAUCUAUCAGCGACGCCAUCAGCAGCAAGCUGACUCCCAGGUGUCUAACUCGAAGGCUAUGAAAACUCGUCGGGUCGGAGGAAAGAGCAAGGUCGCUGCGGUCAGUACGCCUACUCCGAGCACCAUCGUUUCCUUCUCGGACUUCAGCGAGACGAUUCUGCUGGCUAAUGAGCAGCCAGCGCUAAUUGAAGCGAUCAGCGACGCCUUCAUCCAUGCGCUGUGCAUUGAGCACAGCAUGACGCUGGACAUGAUCCUGCAGCUGUUUCUCAACUACAUCGCUUCGCACAUUGGCCAGAAGGGAUACCAGACCUCGCAGAAGGUGUUCGUGAGCAUUCUGCAGGUCUACUUUUACGAUCUGUACGACGUUAGCUCGACUCUGCAGCCGCACGAGAUUCGAUCGCAGACUCCGCCGCAACUGGACGACGAUUACGACGAGGAGUGUAGCAGCUCGCGGGCUCCUUCGCUGCACAGCGAGGCGGAUGCCCAGUCCUUGUCCAGCUCUUGUGCCAGUUCGGCGCAUGAGGACCGGUCGGCAAGCCUCUCAAUCAGCGGCAGACAGCAGCGGAUUGUCUACGACCAGCUGCAGGAGCAACAGUCCUCGCCAUUUCAGAAGCGAAACUCAAAUGCCUCGCUGUCACAGCCACAGGCGGAUGACGACGUGGCUGCUACUAAUCUCAAGGGUCUUAAGAUCCUCUUUCGCAUGUACAUGGGCCGGCUGAAGGCCCUGAGUGAUCUCAUUACCGACCUGCAGUCAGCGGAUGUGGAGCAACAGACGAGCCGCGAGGAGUUUAUGAACCUGCGUAUGGAAUGCAUCUCCUACAUGGUCGGCAUGGCUCCGAACUACUGCCCCAAGCCGACCAUCAAGAACCCCAACGAUCCGCUGGCCGGCAAGCUAGUCUACGUGCCCUUCAUCCCCGACUACAAGCUGCCCGAGGGCGAGGAAUACGAUCGUCACAUCAAGGCCUACAUUCGCCCAAUACCGUGCCUGCUGGAACGGCCGCAGUACCUAAACCGCUUGCCGCCCUUCGAACGCAGCGACUUCAGCUACCCGAACAAGGACGAUGGGGAGUUCGAGGUGCGGUUUCUAAGUUGGCAUAACGAGCUGCUGACUCUCACCCUGAAAAUUCAGAGCCUGCUAUCCUCCAGCAAGGUGGAUCGCGAAAUCAUCUCAGAGUUUCUCGCCUUCAUACAAAAGUCUCCGCACUUGAUGGGAAUCGACAGUUUCCUCGUAAUCGUUUUGCCCAAGAACUUGGCAAUUAACUACCUGCUUAGUUUCUGUCCGGCAUUUCUUUGGCAGUAUGGAAAGUCUUGUGGUUUCACGCCCAAACAUUGGGAAAGUCUCUUGCGAAAGAUUCUCAGCAAGCAGGAGGUGUUGCCCAAUUGGAAGGCACACAUAACGGAGAUACUAAACAACUUGGUGGCUGAGCUGAGCUUCGAAGAGCUCCUGCAGUGCUUUCCCAGCGAGGUGAUCCAAAACCGGAACACGGCGCAGUACUUUGCCAAGGAAUUCGCCGAGACGUGUGUCCUUUAUGAGCACGAGGAGCUCGUCUUCAAAACUCCAGAUCGGAAAGAGGGUCACAGGGAUCACAUGCCAAUGGACAACAUCGACGAGGACAAUGUGUUUGAGUUGACUCUUCGCAAGGCGGUGGCCAAACAGCGAAGUAUUGCCUUGAGGUCCAUGAUCGAGUCCACUGGAACCCAGCUAUUCGACGCUACCAGCAAUCCCAUGUACAACCUGUAGUCGAACAACAUUCCACUUUGAACUAGUUUGGGACGAAAUAAUCAUAUUUAAAAUCGAUAAGAUUGAUUGAUAUUAUCGUAGCAAAGUAGAGAACACGGAAUCUUUGCUUUCACUCCGUGAAUUGAUAGAAAUGUAUUCUGUAGUUUUAGGACACACCCAUAACGAGGCAUUAUUUAUUGACAAUUUUGUUUGACACAAAACGCAACAUUCGGAUACGGACACUUGGGAUGAUUUAUGGAGCUGACGGGAAAGAACUACUAAUCUGUAGGUUGUAAAACUAACCAGCUCGUCCCGCAUUCAUGCGGUAUUUGCCAUAUUAAACCAGUUGUGUGAUCGGAGUAAUUAGAAAACCUUCUCUCUACCUGUAUUGUAUUCGUACGCAAUGUUAAUCCAAGUUUCCUUUGAACUAAGCUUUAGAACCCUUAAAGUAUUUGUACUCUAUUUAAACAUUAGUUUUAUAGUAUCUGUAUUUACCCACACCGCAUGGCACACUCUCUUACAACAAAAACAAGAUCAAGUGAUAUUUUUAAUUCUUGCAUUGAAUCUGAACAAUAAAAUCAUAAUAACAGUA
Messenger RNA from Drosophila ficusphila, 5265 nucleotides. RefSeq lists its product as uncharacterized. NCBI's taxonomy places the organism in Eukaryota, Metazoa, Arthropoda, Insecta, Diptera, Drosophilidae. Gene Ontology annotation, cellular component: cytoplasm. The record is from RefSeq and is a predicted model, not a curated record. Gene Ontology annotation, biological process: organelle organization.